AUGAAUCCCGAGAGGAAGAGCAUCCACAAUUACAAGUUUGUGGAACCUCCAUUGGCUGUGUUGAGAGGACUUGGGGCACGUUUAGACCUGACUCACAAAGACGCCUUCAAGGAAAUGUAUGGUAACCUGCUGGGAAUUCUGAACACCGAGGUCAACAUCACCGCUGUGCACACCUUGGUGCAGUUCUACGAUCCACCACUAAGGUGCUUUACUUUCCAAGACUAUCAGCUAACGCUGACAUUGGAAGAGUAUUCAUAUAUUUUGGGUAUCAAGAUAAAGAACCAGGUGCCCUACAUCCGCACUAAGGAACUUCCUGAAUAUCGAGAACUUGUUGAAGCUCUUCAUAUGGGAAAGAAGGAGAUAGAAUUGAACCUGAAACCAAAAGGUGGAAUCCAUGGCUUCACCUCCAAGUUUCUCGUAGACAAAGUUAUCACUUUUGCUGAAGCUGGAAGCUGGACGGCCUUCAACGCCUAUCUAGCUUUACUCAUCUAUGGGAUUGUCUUGUUUCCGAAUAUGGAGGAGUUCGUGGACUUGGCUGUUAUUCACAUCUUCUUGACUCAGAACCCAAUUCCCACUCUUCUUGAUGAUACUUACUAUUCCAUUCACGUAAGGACCCAGAAGAAGAAAGGGACUAUCGUCUGUUGCACCCCUUUACUGUAUAGAUGGUUUAUUUUGCAUCUACCCAGUGAAGGUCCUUUUGUUGAGAACAAAGAUAAUCUGAAAUGGUCCCAGAGGGUCAUGUCCUUAAAGGCCGAAGGGAUUCCUUGGUAUUCUCGAGUGUACGAUGGUAUCAAGCUCAUCCUCAAUUGUGGGGAUUUUCCUAAUGUGCCUCUUCUUGGAGUCGAAGAUCCAGAGUUGAUCAAGAAGAUUGUCAAGGCUUGGGGGUCGAUUUGUCCUCAAGGAAGAGUAGAGAUGGGUAAGAAGAAUUGUGUCGCCAAGGAAGAUUACACCAGUUGGGUCAAAAGCAGAGUUAGUGAGGUCUUAUUGUCGUUCCCACCCGAACCAUCCAUGAACCUCCAAUCCUCUGAGCUAGAGAACCAUCCAAAUUCCGAGAUGGAUGAAUUGAAGAAGGCUAUCAAGACUUUAGAGAAAGAGAAUGACGAUCUCAAAUCUAAGCUUGCUAAGAUCUCAUUGGAGAAAGAGACCUUGAAAUUCAAUAUGAAUCAGAAGAGAGACCGAGUUCGCCAAGCUGAUGAUGAGGUACAGACAGAGGGUUUUCAAAAGACUCAAAGGGGGUGA
Molecule: messenger RNA, 1239 nt
Organism: Lathyrus oleraceus (garden pea)
Lineage: Eukaryota; Viridiplantae; Streptophyta; Magnoliopsida; Fabales; Fabaceae
Exons: 2
Coding region: 1-1239 (412 amino acids)
Source: RefSeq, a predicted model, not a curated record